Molecule: messenger RNA, 634 nt
Organism: Melopsittacus undulatus (budgerigar)
Lineage: Eukaryota; Metazoa; Chordata; Aves; Psittaciformes; Psittaculidae
Product: UPF0561 protein C2orf68 homolog
Exons: 4
Coding region: 167-433 (88 amino acids)
Source: RefSeq, a predicted model, not a curated record
CGGGCCUCGCCGCUCCCGUUUCCCUCGGCUCGACAUGGCGGCGGCGGCACCACCUCUACCGCGCAUGCGCUCCCUCCACGGCACCGCGCAUGCGCCGCUGUGUUAAAGGGCCCUCGCCCCCUUACCGGACGGGCUCUUAAAGGGGCCGCGGCCGGUGCCGGUGCCCAUGGAGGCCGCAGGCUGCCGGUACCGGCUGGACCUGAGCCACGGCUUCGUACGGCACAUCCGGCGCAACCAGCUGGCCAGGGACGCGUACGAGCGCGCGCUGCGGCAGGCGCGGGGCCGCGCACGGCUCCCGGUGACACCGACCAGGCCGCGGCGGCCUGACCAGGCCGUGUACAGACCGAGGAGGGGAGGGGGUCCCGGGGGUGACCCCGGCCCAGGGCCCCCCCCCCGACCCCCGCGGGCCGCGGCUCUUCUGCCUCGAGUAUGAGGGGGACGACGGCAGCGUCACCAGCGUCAUCGUGCACCAGGGGGACAGCGCCGAGGACGUCACCCAGCAGGUCUGUGCCCGGAGCCCCCUGGAGCCCUCCCUGCGCCGAGCCCUGUGCCAGCGGGUGCAGGACGAGCUCCGGCAGCGCCAGAACCGGCGGAGCCCUGACCCCAUGGGCACAAUAAAGGUUCGGUGAGCGCC